This is a messenger RNA of Nematolebias whitei (Rio pearlfish), 2208 nucleotides long. Its product is annotated as 6-phosphofructo-2-kinase/fructose-2,6-bisphosphatase 4. Lineage: Eukaryota; Metazoa; Chordata; Actinopteri; Cyprinodontiformes; Rivulidae. The transcript has 14 exons. Gene Ontology annotation, molecular function: 6-phosphofructo-2-kinase activity; fructose-2,6-bisphosphate 2-phosphatase activity; ATP binding. Bases 25 to 1545 code for a protein of 506 amino acids. Gene Ontology annotation, biological process: fructose 2,6-bisphosphate metabolic process; fructose metabolic process. Gene Ontology annotation, cellular component: cytosol. The record is from RefSeq and is a predicted model, not a curated record.
CAUCUGCUCCGAGCCGCCGCGCGGAUGAAACACCGGUCACCUUCACCCGAGCAGCAUCACGGGAAGCUCCCCCGUGUCGGUGUUCCCGCUGCGGCCGCCUCCGCCUCUCCGCUGGACGGGUCCAUGGAGGACGAGUCCCCUAAUCCGCGGGAACUCACCCAGAACCCUUUGAAGAAGAUAUGGAUGCCGAAUAAAAACGGGCUUCCCGAAAAACACAUAUCUCAUCGAAAGGUGUGCAUGACCAACUGUCCCACGCUGAUCGUGACCGUGGGCCUCCCUGCCAGAGGAAAGACGUACAUCUCCAAGAAACUGACCCGCUAUCUUAACUGGAUUGGAGUGCCCACCAGAGAGUUCAACGUGGGACAAUACAGAAGGGAUUUUUUAAAGAUCUACAAGUCGUUUGAAUUCUUUCGUCCAGACAAUAAGGAGGGGUUAAAGAUCAGGAGGCAGUGUGCUUCGGCAGCGCUGAACGACGUGCGACAGUACCUCACGGAGAAAGGAGGUCAAGUUGCAGUGUUCGAUGCAACAAAUACCACCAGAGAAAGAAGAGGCACCAUCAUUCAGUUUGCAGAACAAAAUGGCUUUAAGGUGUUCUUUGUAGAGUCUGUGUGUGAGGACCCAGAAGUCAUACAGGAGAACAUCGUGCAAGUGAAGCUGGGCAGUCCCGACUACACAAACUGUAACACGGAAGAAGCUGUGGAGGAUUUCAUGAAGAGGAUUAAGUGUUAUGAAAACUCUUAUGAGACGCUGGAUGAAGUUUCAGACCGGGAUCUUUCCUACAUCAAAAUCAUGGAUGUUGGACAACGGUUUUUGGUCAAUAGAGUGUUGGACCACAUCCAGAGCCGGAUCGUCUACUACCUCAUGAACAUCCACAUCACACCGCGCUCCAUCUACCUGUGUCGCCACGGAGAAAGUGACCUUAAUGUCACAGGGCGAAUUGGAGGAGACUCUGGUCUCACACCAAAUGGCAAAGCGUUUGCUAAAAAGUUGAACCAGUUCAUCCAGACGCAGAACAUCCAGGAUCUGAAGGUGUGGACCAGUCAAAUGAAGAGGACCAUCCAGACAGCGGAGGCUCUGAGUGUUCCUUAUGAGCAGUGGAAGGUCCUGAACGAGAUCGACGCUGGUGUGUGCGAGGAGAUGAUGUAUGAGGAGAUCCAGGAGCAUUAUCCUCUGGAGUUCGCCCUGCGGGACCAGGACAAAUACCGCUAUCGGUACCCAAAAGGAGAGUCCUAUGAGGACCUGGUGCAGAGGUUGGAGCCGGUCAUCAUGGAGCUGGAGAGGCAGGAGAACGUGCUGGUUGUCUGUCACCAGGCUGUCAUGCGCUGCCUGUUGGCCUACUUUCUGGACAAAACGGCAGAGGAGCUGCCGUACCUGAAGUGCCCACUGCACACUGUGCUGAAGCUGACGCCCGUGGCCUACGGGUGUAAAGUGGAGUCCAUCAGCUUAAGUGUGGAGGCUGUUAACACACACAGAGAAAAACCAGAGAACGUGGACAUCCACCGUACGGCUGAGGACGCCCUGCAGACCGUCCCUCCUCACCUCUGAGGCCUGCGCUGGAACCAGUGAUGCUGAAGUUGGACCUCUCCUCUGCCUCGUCCUUUCUUGUGGACGGACUCCUGUAAACUCACCACCACCCUCCACUCUAUGGAAGUAUUAGGUUGUUGGUGUCUGACAGCUGCAGCACAUCUGGGCCACUUUAUUCAUGAUCCAAAACUUUGUCCUGCAGAGAGGUGGUGGUUCUCAGCAGAGAUCAGUCUGAUGGAUGUUGUACUCGCUGUGGGUUCAGCGUGUCUGUGUAGAUCUAACUCUGACGGUUCCAGUCAGGUUAGCCACGCAGGUUCAACCCAACGUGUGUUUUCUGCUGCAUGUCAGACAUGAUAGCAUUCUGUGUGCAAUCGUUAUUUCAUGUGAUAUUGUGCAAUUCAUGUGGUUUGAACCUGCUCCCAGCACAAAGCUCUAACUGAACUGGGUGAAGGGAUUUUACCAGAAAUAUUAGCAUCUCUUGUAAACAGCUGCUAAUGUACUGUACACAACUGGGUGGUCAUAGCUUUAGCUACUGUCUGUAGUGGGUCGUUUUGUUUCAGCUGUUACAAACCGUUUAUGAGAAACGUGGAGCAAAAUAUCUGAGCAUUUGAAAUGUUUUAAACGCAACGUUAGCCAAAAGUUGGUAGUUUAUCUCCAAGUGAAAAUAUAUGUUUUAUCUCCACA